Molecule: messenger RNA, 1491 nt
Organism: Bombina bombina (fire-bellied toad)
Lineage: Eukaryota; Metazoa; Chordata; Amphibia; Anura; Bombinatoridae
Product: cytochrome P450 2G1-like
Exons: 9
Coding region: 1-1491 (496 amino acids)
Biological process (GO): xenobiotic metabolic process
Cellular component (GO): cytoplasm; intracellular membrane-bounded organelle
Molecular function (GO): oxidoreductase activity, acting on paired donors, with incorporation or reduction of molecular oxygen, reduced flavin or flavoprotein as one donor, and incorporation of one atom of oxygen; heme binding; iron ion binding
Source: RefSeq, a predicted model, not a curated record
AUGUCUCUCAUGGAUAUUACAGGACUGGGAACGUUGCUGCUUCUGCUUAUAUCCAGCAUUUUCAUCUUUAUGACAUGGAACAAAAUGUACAAAAAACAUAACCUUCCUCCAGGUCCAACGCCUCUACCACUGAUUGGAAAUUUGCUACAAAUAAAAUGGGGGGCAAUGGCUGGAUCACUUAUGAAGUUGUGGAACCAGUAUGGGUCAGUCUAUACAUUGUACCUUGGCACGCGGCCGGUUGUUUUCAUUUGUGGAUAUCAGGCAGUAAAGGAGGCACUUGUAGAUCGUGCAGAAGAAUUUGGCGCCCGUGGAAGACUUCCUACACUGGACAAAGUUGUUCAGGGAUAUGGAAUUAGUCUUACCAAUGGGGAGCGCUGGAAGCAAAUGCGAACUUUUGCACUUAAGACACUCAGGGAUUUUGGACUUGGAAAGAAAAGCACAGAGGUUAAGAUUCAGGAGGAGGCACAUAAUCUGGUGAAGGAAAUCACAAAAUUAAAUGGGUUACCAGUAGAUCCAACUAAAAUGAUCAUGGAUGCGGUAGCUAAUGUAUUUUGCUCUAUCAUGUUUGGAAACCGCUUUGAGUACAAGGAUGAGAGGUUCUCAAAGCUAGUCCAAAUUGCAGAGGAGACCUUCAGCAUUAUGAGCUCAACUUGGGGACAGUUGGAGGACACACUUCCUGAGCUGAUGAGAUAUGUUCCAGGGCCACACAAAAAGAUCUAUGACAUAUCAGAAGAACUGAUUUCUUUUAUAAACAAAAGAGUGGAGUACAGCCAGGCUACGUUAGAUCCUCAUUUCCCCAGAGAUUAUAUUGAUUCUUUCUUUAUCAAGAUGCAACAGGAAAAACAAAAUCCUAAUUCUGAGUUCACCAUAAGAAAUCUCUUGAUGUCAGUUCACAACUUAUUUAUUGGUGGGACAGAUACCAUUACUACCACUCUAAAACACGCACUCUUAAUCUUAGCGGCAUAUCCUGAGAUACAAGCUAAACUUCACAAGGAAAUUGACCAGGUGAUCGGAAGAAACAGACUCCCACUUUUGUCUGACCGGAGCCGGAUGCCUUAUACAGAAGCUGUGAUCAAUGAAAUCCAGAGAUUUGCUGAUAUUGCUCCACUGAACGUCACACAUUCAGUAACAAAAGACACUGAGUUCCGAGGAUAUACAAUUCCCAAGGGCACUGAUGUCUACCCAUUGCUCUGUACUGUUCACCGUGAUCCCACCCAAUUCUCUACACCGUACAAAUUCAACCCCAACCACUUCCUAGAUGAGAAUGGUCAAUUCAAGAAGAAUGAAGCUAUGAUGGCUUUUUCUGCAGGGAAGCGGAGAUGUCCUGGGGAGGUGCUUGCUGUAACAGAACUCUUUCUUUUCUUCACCAUUAUCCUUCAAAACUUCUCCUUAACCUCAGAGAAAACGUUUACUGAUGAGGAUAUUGCUCCAAAAUUAACUGGAUUUCUGAAUCACCCCAUUCCUUUUCAACUCUCAUUUGUUGUGCGAUGA